Molecule: messenger RNA, 5749 nt
Organism: Talpa occidentalis (Iberian mole)
Lineage: Eukaryota; Metazoa; Chordata; Mammalia; Eulipotyphla; Talpidae
Gene: DIXDC1
Product: DIX domain containing 1
Exons: 20
Coding region: 312-2363 (683 amino acids)
Biological process (GO): canonical Wnt signaling pathway
Cellular component (GO): cytosol
Molecular function (GO): protein binding
Source: RefSeq, a predicted model, not a curated record
CAGCCCGUGCGCCCCCGGUGCUCUCCCUUGCGCUUGCCGGGCCUGGGGUCCGCUCUCCAGCGCCCUUCUACCCGAGGCGAGCCCACUGUUUCUAUAGGAACCGCGACAGCGCCUGGCCCCCUCCAGCCCUGGCCCCCAGUGCGAGCAUGCCCAGUGGAAGCCGCCAGUUUGGCUCGGGUCUAGGUUUCCAGUAAGUGGCAUGCGGGACUCCGGAGGGAUCCCAAUGAGCUGAGCCGAGUCUUUGUGUGUAAAGGGAGGCGGCGACGGCCGCUGGCCUGGAGACCCCGCCCGGGGUGCCCCCGACAGGAACAAUGCUAGCCUGCCUGGCCCGGGGGAACUUACUGGACGUCCUGCAGGAGGGCUUCAAUGAGCAACAGCUGCAAGCAUACGUGGCCUGGGUGAAUGCCCAGCUGAAGAAGAGGCCAGCGGUGAAGCCCGUGCAGGACCUGAGACAGGAUCUUCGGGAUGGGGUGAUCCUGGCCUAUCUCAUCGAGAUUGUGGCAGGAGAAAAGCUGAGUGGGGUUCAGCUCAGUCCUAGUAACCAACAGGAGAUGAAGAAUAAUGUGGAACAAGUCCUGCAGUUCGUGGCCUCCAAAAAGAUUCGUAUGCACCAGACUUCAGCUAAAGAUAUUGUGGAAGGAAACCUGAAGUCUAUCAUGAGGCUGGUCCUUGCCUUGGCAGCUCAUUUCAAGCCUGGCUCUAGCAGGACGGUGAGCCAAGGACGGGAUUCCAGAGCCCUUCUGCAGAGUCACCAGCCACACUGCGCCACGGCCGUGGCCCAGGGAGCAGCUGCUGCUCUGGCUGACGUGUGUCAUGACAUGUCCCGGUCAGGGCGGGAUGUCUUUCGAUUCCGACAGAGGAACAGCAGCACGGAUGAGGAGAUCGAGAACCCAUACUGGAGUGUGCGAGCCCUGGUGCAGCAGUACGAAGGGCAGCAGAGGUCCCCGUCUGAGUCCAGCUGCUCCAGCCUGGCUUCACCCAGUCCUAUUCACAGUGCAAAGAGUGAAUCCAUUAUAACCCAGUCGGAAGAGAAGGCAGAUUUUGUGAUUAUUCCCGCUGAAGGAAUAGAGAACAGAACAGAGGAGACAGACUCUCCAUUAUCCCGGGACUGGCGACCAGGGAGCCCCGGAACCUACCUAGAGACUUCAUGGGAAGAACAGCUGUUGGAACAACAAGAACAUUUAGAAAGAGAAAUGGAGGAAGCCAAGAAAAUGAUAUCAGGAUUGCAGGCCUUAUUGCUCAAUGGCUCCUUACCGGAAGAUGAACAGGAGAGGCCCCUGGCCCUCUGUGAACCGGGAGUCAAGCCCGAGGAACAGUUGAUUAUAAUCCAAAGUCGUCUGGAUCAGAGUAUGGAGGAAAACCAGGACUUGAAGAAGGAGCUGCUGAAAUGUAAACAAGAAACCAGAAACUUACAGGGGAUAAAGGAUGCCUUGCAGCAGAGGUUGACUCAGCAGGACACAUCUGUUCUUCAGCUCAAACAAGAGCUACUGAGGGCAAAUAUGGACCGAGAUGAGCUGCACAACCAGAAUGUGGAUUUGCAGAGGAAGCUAGAUGAGAGGAACUGGCUUUUGGGAGAAUAUAAAAAAGAGCUGGGGCAGAAGGACCGCCUCCUGCAGCAGCACCAGGCCAAGUUGGAGGAAGCUCUGAGGAAACUCUCUGAGGCCAGUUACCAGCAGGUGGAUCUAGAGCGGGAGCUUGAACACAAAGAUGUCCUUUUGGCUCAUUGUAUGAAAAGAGAGCCAGAUGAGGUGACCAACUGCAACAGUCACAGCUCUCAAAGCAAUGGCUUUCUCCUCCCAGUGGCAGGAAAAGCAGCUGCCUCGAUCAUCCACAGGGGGACCAGCGACCUGCAGCUGGUUCGCGAUGCCCUCCGCAGCCUGCGCAAUAGCUUCAGCGGCCACGAUCCUCAGCACCACACCAUUGACAGCUUGGAGCAGGGCAUCUCCAGCCUCAUGGAGCGCCUGCACGUCAUGGAAACGCAGAAGAAACAGGACAAGAGGGUUCGGGGCAAGUCACCCAGAACUCAAGCAGGUGGUGACUACUGGGAGUCCUGGCCCCCUAAUUCAAAGUUGCCUCACUCCCAGAGCUCCCCAGCCAUCAGCAGCGCCUGUACUAAAGUGCUGUAUUUUACCGACCGGUCACUUACGCCCUUCAUGGUCAAUAUACCAAAGAGGUUGGGGGAGGUGACACUGAAGGAUUUUAAAGCAGCUAUUGACCGGGAAGGGAAUCACCGGUAUCACUUCAAAGCGCUAGAUCCGGAGUUUGGCACUGUCAAAGAAGAGGUUUUUCAUGAUGAUGAUGCCAUUCCUGGAUGGGAAGGGAAAAUUGUAGCCUGGGUAGAAGAAGACCAUGGAGAGAAUUAAUGCUGAGUAUUAGAUUGGGAGUUGUGGAACUUGGCUCUCCCUGGCUGCUUCACUCAGGAAAGAGGACUAAACCCAGAAAACACUAAGAAGUUUCCAGUUCGUGCUGACAAAACAGAAGCUUCUCCAAGUGUGACAGCCAUGGGCCAGUUUGGUUACUGUGCCUGGCUUACAUGGUACUUGAAAUUCCUGGCUUCUGUAGACCAUGGUUUCAUCUGGAGUUCCUUGUCCGUGGGAACGCAGUGUUUUAUUCUACUCUGAGGACAACAAACCGAAGGCCUUAACCAAUGGGGAUGGAUGAUCCCGCUCCUAUAAGGGCAUGGCUGCUAGUAUCCAGAAACAGAUAAUUGGAUGCAUCAUUCUGGUGUGUUACAGUAUUGUUUUAAUUGGCCUCAAUGGUUGCAGCAAUCAGAGUUCCAGCAUUCGUACUCACUGACAAGGUAAAGGUACCAACUUUUCUGCUUCUUUGCAGUUACUGCAAACCAAGAAUAACUCAUGAGGUGGUACCAAAGAUGAAGCCCACUCUUCAGUUUCUUUUCAACUGGACAUGGAUGGAAAAAGGGCUGGCCAUACUGUGCUAUACCGUGCUAACACAUAACUAAGACAGACCUUGGGCUGCCUCUGCCGUGUUACCUGUUCCUGCAGCUUGUCCUUUAGCCCACAGAGGGCACAUUUUAUGUACUGCUAGUUUUCUCUGGGGACUCUUAAUUUUAGAGCCUUUUUUUUCCCUUCCAUUUCAACUGAUGAACUUUGUGUUUGAAAGAAAUAAGGAGUGAAAGACUCCUGAAAAAUCCAGGCAGGUAUGAAAAGGUGCUGCUACCCAUAUCUUCUUGACUUUCUUCGUCUUACAACUUUCUUUAGCUCAUGGCAUCUCCUUUGCAGUCAAAAGGAGACAGACCAUUAAUUUCAGUAUUUGUGAUUUAUGAUUACUGAGCAUGAGUUACUGGUCUGUGCCUCCUCAUUUCAAGACCAGAGUUAUUUUCUAUUAUAUAUUUAGGCCAAUCCUUUAGGGCACAAUAGAAACCAUGGGGCAUGGAGCAUGGGUUGUGAAUGGCAGGGUUGAUUCUGGGUAAAAAAAACAAAACCCUAGAAUCCUUUCUCAUGUGCAACAUUGUCAAGUGUAGAAGCUAAAAGAAACUUCUAGAGAUUACUGAAUAACUUGGGUUUUCUCAUUCAUUUGCCAAGAACUAUCAACCAAUCAGCAAUUUCAUAUGUAUCUGUAUAUAUAGAUAUAUUUAUAUGUCUAUAUAUCCAAAAGAAGUCUGCCUGUGAUCACCGAUGUACACUGCCAACCAGAAGAGGCAAACAGAUCAAUUUGGGGUUCUUGACCUGUCUGUCUCUAGUUCAUCUUCCCUUUUCAGCCAUUUCAGCAGACUACUGGCGCUCUAAGAUGACAUUGUGUUGUUUUAUAUAGGUGUGUCUUUCUAAAAUAGUUCAUGUUUGGAAAAUUCUUUUGUACUCAUUUGCUUUUUGUCUGAGAACCAUGUCUAUUUUUAUAACUUGAGUGUGAGUCCUGUAUAUUCUCACAUUCUGUAUACCGUAUCCAUUUUCUAGGGAACCCAGUAGCUUUUAUACAGGCUCUUCUUACCAGCCCUUGUGGUUUCAGAACAAGCUUUAUUUUAUUACGAGUAUAUUAAUGACAACUAAUUCCUGUUCCAAUUCUACCUGCUAUUUUCGUUGAGGUAGUUUUAUGUAAUCUACUUGAUUGCACCUCUAGCAGAAAGAAGGAGCUUAAGACACUUGAUGUCUUCCAUGUAAGUUUAAUGAUCUUCUUCUAUUGAAGAAUAUUUCAGAAAAGACUAGGAAAGUCAAGUCAAUUGCAAGAAUAAUUCAUCAUGAAAGCAAAGAGGAAAAAAACCCACCAAUAUAUUCUGUUUUUUCCCCCAGUAAGUCCAGAGAAAAAGUCUUCAUGUCACCAGUUUCUCUGUUGCAUGAAUUUUGGUGUUUUGCUAUAUACCAGCAUGAGGGUUAUCAGGCCAAAAUCCAUUAUUGUAUUUCCUGUAUAGUUUAUCUUGAAUGUCUGUCUCAUUUUUAAAAUGAGUUUUUCCCUGUCAGUUUUCUUUCAGCCAACAGUUUUGUCAUUAUGUAGAAUUUAAGUUUUUGGAGAAAAUUAAAUCAGAGAAAAAUGUCAAAGUUCUCGACCUCAUUUAACUCUAUGUCCUUUGGAAAAGUUGCUGCAUGGCCUCAGUGCCUCCCAAGAAGGCUGAAGUUGAGUUCAGGGGAAUAAAUAAGCUAAUUUUUUCCCCUUUAGUUCAUUAAUCUCAAAUGCCACGGGUAAUGACUAAAUAUCCCUGUUACAGGAUGUAACUCCAGUAAUUCUUGUAUAAAAUGUGUUAGUAAUCCUCAGUCCAGUUUCUAAAGACAGAGGAGCUUGCUGAGGAGUGUGCAUUGAUUCAUUCUGGUUUUAAAAGUCUCCUCUAUGAUACACAGAGGCUAGGCCUCUCACUGAUUCAGAUUAUUGUCCCCUAAUUGCAUUUGUGUGGAAUGGUCCUUUUUUUCUACUGCUGAAGUUUUCUUUUCCUUAAGCAAACUAAGGAAUUAGAAUGUUUAUAUAGAAUCCAUAAUCUCUAAACUGUUAGAUUAAAAAAAAACCUGACCCUCUUAUGAAACCUAGUCUAAAUAGAAAGUGAAGUUCCUUUGAAAGUCUUAAUUUAAAAACUGAAGACUAUUCUGUUUCCUAAAUUAACUGGAAUCAGAAUACUUAAUAAUUUAUACCUAAAGAAUUUGGGUUAAACUUACUUGGUAAUAGCAAUCCUACUUACUGGCCAGCUUUCCAGCUUUUUGACCAGGAUGGUUGUAAAUUAGGGAAAAUAUCGUUGCUCUACAUCUAAUCCAGAGGACUCUACUUAAAAGCAUUUAGGUCAUAAUUAUAAUUAUUUUGUUUCACAAAGUAAGCAUUAUGAUUGCACACUCCUCCUAUUGUCUGAAUUUAUGUAAGAGGUAUAGCUUGCUUAAAAUACAUAUAUAUGUAAAGUUAUAUUUUCUUAGAAACAUGGAUGUUUGCAACCAUUGUUCUCAGAGAUUAUUAAUUACUGUGUAUUCUCCCUGUUUUACAAUGUUUUCAUGAAGAUUGUGUUAUACCAGAGGCUCCUGAUUAUCAAAGUGAUAACCAGUUUUAACUGCCUGUAUGUACCAGAUUUAUGAACUAAUUAAAAAAGAAAAAGCAGAACUAUGAAUAAAAUGGAGUUUGCAAACUGAAUACCAUUAAUCAUUUUCACUUGUGUUUAUUGACUGAAAUUAAUCAAUAAGGCUACCAAAGUGAAAGUAAAUUUCCUCAAGUGAUCUCCCAGGUAGCAUGUUUACUCAUUACUUGGGCAGUGGAGAUAAGGGUGACUUUAUUGCUGCACUUAUUUUACUAUCGGUAUUUCUAGUGUAAGCACAAAAUAGGU